CUGUGCAGCUCCCAUACCUUCGUUCGGCCCUUUUCCCUCGAUCCAUAUAAAAAGAGAGCGUGGUUGUUGUUGUGUCAUCUCUUCUUCACUCUUCACUCUCACGAACGUCGACUAUGGCUCACUUGCACACCCCUGCUCAACACGCGGUACCCUUCUCGCGACCGGCGACGCCAGGCCAUGUUGCGCACCGGCUCGGCUUCUACGGACUGGGGGCUAUGGGCUAUUUUAUGGCGCGCAACCUCGCAAAGACCCGCUCAGCGCACGCUACCACAAGCCCGCUCCUGGUUUACAACCGAUCGGUAGCCAAGUGCGAGCAGCUGCAGAAGGAGCUCGGCGCGGACAAGGUCCAGAUCGCAAAGUCGCCCGAGGAGCUUGUCCAGGAGUGCGAUAUCGUCUUUACCAGUCUUGCGAGCGACGCGGUUGUGAAGAGCGUGUACGAGCAGUUCGCGGCAGCACUGAAGGCAAAGCCGCCCACAAUGAACAAGAUUCUCGUAGAGAUGAGCACUAUCUAUCCUUCCCUAGCUGGCGAGCUGGAUACUCUCUUGAGUGAGAUUCCCCAUACUCACCUAGUCACCGGGCCCGUCUUCGGUCCCCCGGCCGCCGCUGAUGCUGGCACUCUCAUUUGCAUCCUUGCCGGGGAAUACCGGGCGAAGAAGGAGGUUGCGCAUAUUCUGGUCCCGGGAGUGGGCAAGAAGGCGAUGGACUUGGGCGGCAACCUCGAGAAAGCCCCGAUUUUCAAGCUCAUUGGCAACUCGAUGAUCCUUGGGUCGCUCGAGAUCCUCGCUGAAGCGUUGACACUUUCGGAAAAGACGGGCGUCGGCUCCGCGACGACGUACGAGCUAAUUAAGGAUCUAUUCCCGGCGCCACCCUUCAUCAACUACGGCAAUAAGAUGGUGACCGAUUCGUUUGAUGGACUGAAGGGUUUUGCAAUCGACGGUGGCCUGAAGGAUGCGAACCACGUGCGCAGACUUGUGACGGAGUAUAACUCGCCGAUGCCUGUUGUCGAUGCGGCCCACGGACACCUCCUUUCGGCCCGGGCCAUUCAUCAGGAGCAGACGAAGCGUGGGGAACAAGCGUUUGACGUCCUGGACUGGAGUGGACUGGUCGCUGGAGCUAGGGUUGCGGCAGGCAUGGACGCUUUUAGCAGCGCUCAGGUACGUUCUAUCUAGAAUGCACCGAUGCGAGCCUCACAAUCGAUCGUAUACAGCCCGCGAAAGUUGUCAAGGACUAAUAGAAGACGUCAACUAUCUGACGUUGUUGUACCAUAGUUGUCGACCUGUAUGUGUGGAACGUUCUGGAGAGAUGUAUUUCUACUCCUGCCAUAGCGCUGUUGUACCUGUCUCUGAUUGUACCAAUAUGGUGUUGUAUACAUGAUGGAAUAUUGUCUCUCAGUCGGCGUUGUACGAGGAGCGUAAUUAACGAUCAGUAUAGCCGCGAAGACUCGUGAACAUCGAGACGCGACGUGGACGGCGAACACUACACCUUCCAAAUGCGUGCGAAAGUGUCGUUGGCGGGCGCUCCGCCACCGACCACUGUGUACAGUGGCACAUCGCGACUUGGCCGC
Molecule: messenger RNA, 1564 nt
Organism: Fomitopsis serialis
Lineage: Eukaryota; Fungi; Basidiomycota; Agaricomycetes; Polyporales; Fomitopsidaceae
Exons: 6
Coding region: 114-1169 (351 amino acids)
Molecular function (GO): oxidoreductase activity, acting on the CH-OH group of donors, NAD or NADP as acceptor; NADP binding
Source: RefSeq, a predicted model, not a curated record